AUGCAAGCUCUAAAUAAGAACACAACAAACUUUUCAAACUAUUCUAAGAUAUCUGAGUCAUUGAAAGGGGGUGACUUAAAACUGACAUUAAACCCUAUAACAGAUGAGUUUCUAUUUCAAGACAAUAAGAACAAUAUUGUCUGUAUAAAUCCAACAAAAGGAACUUUAAACGAGAAACCUAUAAAUGAACUUCUUUUGAAAGCAGAUGUUGACAACAAAGCUGACAAAGAAUAUGUAGACGAUGCAAUAGCAAAAGAAGAAGAAAGAGCUAACAAUGCUUAUGCAACAAAAGAACAUACUCAUCCUGAACUAGCAGACAAAACAUAUGUUGACAAUAAAAUGUCAAGUGAAGUGACAAGAGCUGAAAACGAAUAUUCUAAAAAGACUCAUAUACAUUAUAUUAACCAAAUACCAAGUCUUAAGGAAACAUUAGAGACAAAAGCAGAUAAGACUCAUACACAUACCAUUGCAAAUAUUACAAACUUACAAGAAACCUUAAACAGGAAAAGUGCCGUUGGACAUACACAUACCAUUGCAAAUAUUACAAACUUACAAGAAACCUUAAACAGGAAAAGUGCC
Trichomonas vaginalis G3 is the source of this 579-nucleotide messenger RNA. RefSeq names its product phage tail repeat-like family. The annotation marks the transcript as partial. The transcript has a single exon. Lineage: Eukaryota; Parabasalia; Trichomonadida; Trichomonadidae. The record is from RefSeq and is a predicted model, not a curated record.